AUGUCGUUGGUUUCGGUACUGGCGGCUAUAUUGCCUGUUGUUGUGCAGGGAUUAACUCCGGAGUGAGUAUUCAUCACCGUCCUCCACGACCAGAUGCUAACACAGUCUUUCCUUUCCAGAGGCUUGAUCACAGCUCCUCGGUACACCAAUGCAAUUCCAAAUCCAAGUGGAGAAUGGGCGGUGUUCAGCUCCAACAACUAUUCUUUGGACACGCAUCAAAAUGCUACAACAUGGAGGUUGAUGAGACUGUCGACUGGAGCCAUCACGGAUCUACCAUGGGACUCGAAUGUUACUGAAGUCGUCUGGGUUGGCAGCACGAAUACGAGUGUGUUGUACAUCAACGGGACAAACGACCAUGUGCCUGGGGGUGUCACUUUGUGGACUGCCGAUUUGGCCGACUCUGCCAUCCGAGGGUAAGUGGAAACUGGUCUUCGAAUGGAGGGUGCGAAAGCUGAAUCGGGUAGAACGAUGGUGGCUUCUCUACCAGCGCCUUAUGCUGGGCUGAAAGCUGCAAAGACUUCUACUGGCUCAAUCAACUUCCUUCUCAACUCUCUGGCCUAUGCGAACAACGGCUCCGCGUACAACACAGCGCUCGCUGCAACGCCACUCACAACUGGAAGACUGUACGACGGCAUUUACGUCCGGCACUGGGAUACCUACCUCACCCCAGAGAGGUAUGCCGUCUUCUCGGGAUCGCUCACCGCGGGGCCAGACUCCUCGUCCUACAGCUUCAAUGGCACCAUGAAGAACUUGCUGCACGGCCUGUCCUACAGCGUCACUCGACCGGAGUCGCCAGUCGGCCCAUACUUCGACACAGGCGCAGGAGAUUAUGCUCUCAGCCCAGAUGGGUCUCAAGUCGUCUUUCUCACCAAAGCCCCACAACUUCCCAAAGCAAACUACACCGCCAGCUAUCUAUAUCUCGUGCCACAUGAUGGAUCCUCAGUCGCGCAAGCACUGAACGGCCCGGAUAGCACCGCCCCAAAGACCGCACAGGGAGCUUCAGGUGCACCAGAAUUCUCUCCAAACGGAAAGAAGCUGGCCUAUCACCAGCAGGACGGAAUCUCGUAUGAAUCAGAUCGCGCCAAGCUCUACAUCGCAGACUUGGAGACCAAGGAGAUCUCGCUUGUAGCUGGGAACUGGGAUGCUUCUGUCAUCAAGGCCAAAUGGAGCCCUGAUUGCAACGACUUGUGGAUCUCCAGCGGCUACAUUGCCAGUGACAGACUCUUCAUCGUUCCAGUCGAUGCAGGAGCAGACUUUGUCCCGAGGAAUAUCACCGGCAUCACUUCUGUCUCAGACUACUACAUCCUCCCCGACAAUCAGGCCUUGGUCUCUGCAAAUGCAGUCUGGGCCUCCUUCCUCCUCUACACCACCACAGCGUCCGGCGCAUCGAGAUAUCUCUACAAAUCGAACGAGCAAGACGCAGAGCUCGCCGGUCUCGGCCCAGAGGACGUCAGCUUCAUGUGGUACACUGGUACCCUCGGCGACUCUCAACAAGCGAUCAUCGUCUACCCGGAGAACUUCUCUCCCCACAAGACGUACGAUCUCGUCUUCUACAUCCACGGCGGACCGCAAGGCUACACGGGCAACACCUGGUCCCCGCGCUGGAACCUGAAAACCUGGGCCGACCAAGGCUACGUCCUCGUGGGCCCCAACCCCACCGGCUCCACGAGCUACGGCCAGAAUCUGACCGACCGCAUCCAAGGCCGCUGGGGCAGCUGGCCCUACGAAGACCUCGUCCUGGCCCACGCACACGCCUGCCACACGCUCCCGUACAUCAACUGCUCCAACGCGGUCGAAGCCGGUGCUUCCUACGGCGGCUACAUGACGAAUUGGAUCCAGGGCCACGACCUCGGGCGGGAAUUCAAAGCCCUCGUCUGCCACGACGGCGUGACAUCCACGUACAAUUUCUACGCCACCGACGAAUUGUGGUUCAUCCAGCACGAUUUCAACGGCACCCUCUGGGACCAUCGCCAGACGUACGCGGCGUGGGAUCCGCUCUCGCACGCGGUCAACUUCUCCACGCCCGAGUUCAUCGUGCACAGUGAUUUGGAUUACAGAUUGCCUGUCUCCGAGGGCAUCACGAUGUUCAACGUGCUGCAGGAGAGGGGCGUGCCGAGCAGGUUUUUGAACUUCCCGGAUGAGGUGAGUUGACGACGGAUUUCUCCCUCGUAUAUCGUAGUGGGGCUAAGGAGCAGAGCUGACUUGCAUGUUCUCAACGUAGACACACGGGGUUUUGGACAGAGAGAACAGUCUCUUCUGGCAUCGCGAGAUUUUCAACUGGAUCAAUUACUGGACUGGCAAGAUCGACAGUCUGGACAACAACGCCAUUACCAUGUAA
Molecule: messenger RNA, 2338 nt
Organism: Lecanosticta acicola
Lineage: Eukaryota; Fungi; Ascomycota; Dothideomycetes; Mycosphaerellales; Mycosphaerellaceae
Source: the annotation of a GenBank genome assembly